GGGGAAGGUGGGGGAUAUAACCUCAGUUGCUAACCAGCCGUCAAAGCGAACAGCUGUGCAAGUCAAUAGCAGACACCGACCACACCAGUUCAGCAGUCACCUUUGUCUGUGAUCCGCCCUACCGAGUUUCUCUUUGAACGAGUGCGAAGAGCAAAGCAGCCACCAUGUCCGAGGCUCACUUCGACGAGUAUGAGCACUACAACUUCGACCAGGACAAGCACAUGAACUCCGGGCAUUCUGGAAAGGGGCGAACCAAGAAGGAGGCAAGUGAGCACACCAACCACUUUGACCCGAGUGGACACUCCCGCAAGAUCGUCACCAAGCUGCAGAACACCGAGACGAACACGAAGCAGGCCAACGCCAGCGC
This is a messenger RNA of Frankliniella occidentalis (western flower thrips), 367 nucleotides long. Its product is annotated as nuclear protein 1. Lineage: Eukaryota; Metazoa; Arthropoda; Insecta; Thysanoptera; Thripidae. Gene Ontology annotation, cellular component: nucleus. The record is from RefSeq and is a predicted model, not a curated record. Gene Ontology annotation, biological process: negative regulation of cell population proliferation; negative regulation of cell cycle; regulation of transcription by RNA polymerase II.